Colletotrichum karsti is the source of this 2922-nucleotide messenger RNA. Its product is annotated as rnapii degradation factor def1. The transcript is spliced from 3 exons. Gene Ontology annotation, cellular component: cytoplasm; nucleus. Gene Ontology annotation, molecular function: ubiquitin binding. Bases 1 to 2922 code for a protein of 973 amino acids. The record is from RefSeq and is a predicted model, not a curated record. NCBI's taxonomy places the organism in Eukaryota, Fungi, Ascomycota, Sordariomycetes, Glomerellales, Glomerellaceae.
AUGUCUGAGGUACAGACUCGGCCUGCCGCCGCGCGCGGCAGAGGUUCUGGUCGCGGUGGAAGAGGUGGAUUUGCCAGCCGGGGUGGUCGCACUCAGGGCAGAACCAAUGGCGAUAAGUUCGACCACAAGGACGCCGAAGAUGCGACUUCAUUCGAGGACCAGGGCGAGCUCGGCGAGCUGAAGAAGCAGUACGGCAGCAAGGUUUCUCUCAUCAGGGAGCUCUUCCCCGACUGGUCUGAGCAGGACAUCCUCUACGCUCUCUCAGAGACGGAUGGCGACGAGAACCUCGCCGUCACCCGCAUCGCUGAAGGCACCAUCUCGCAAUGGGGCGAGGUCACGAAGAAGGCCCCCCGCUCCAAGGCCAAGGAGCCCACGACUGCCAACCCGAUCAUCGAUUCAUCCAACGCUAGACCCACCCGCGGCGGACGCAACGCCUCGGAUGCCGGUCGCGGUCGCGGCAGAAACACUGAAAGAGGAGGCGCUCGCGGUGGACGGGGCAGGUCCUCAAACACAGCAGCUACCAAUGGCACCCGUCACACCAAGGAGAACGUCCAGCCGCUUUCAGUGCCUACCGAGGAGUCCAACGCAUGGAGCACCCCAUCCGAGAUCAAGGACGUGCCCGCCGAGGACCCCUGGGCCCCCAAGGAGACCAUCGAGAAGCCCGCUGCUGCUCCCGCUCCUGCUCCUGCUGCGGCUCCCGCUGCUGCACCUAACGCGCCGAAGCCCGCCGCCGCUCCUAUUCCCAAGACGUGGGCCAGCAUGCUCCGUCAGUCGACCGUUCCCAAGCCCGCCCCGAAGCCGCCCAAGGAGGAGCCCGCGCCCAAGCCUGCCGAACCCAUCGAGCCUCUGCCUCCUGCCGUGCCCGCCGAUGAGCCCACACCCGAGCCCGCCCCCGAGCCCGAGCAGCAGCAGCCGGAGCCCGCUGUUGAACUCCCCGCCGAACCAGCUCAUGAAGAACCAGCUCCCGCAGAAGUACCAGCCGUCAUUGAACCCGAAGUGGUUUUGCCGCCUUCCAUGGACCAGCUCACUGAGACAAAUCUCGAACAGGUAGUCGACGAAUCGCAUCCUCCCGCGACUGCUACCGUCGCCAGCACCACCGCCGAUUCCUGGGACCCUCGUCUUAACGCUGCCAGCGCUACCGCGACUCCUCUGUCUGCUUCGCAACAGCAGCACCUUCCCAUCCGUCCCGCUGUCCCCAACGUUAACAGCGGCUUCGCCGCCUCCGCCAUCAAGGCCACGACCGAGAGAGGCUCUCGUACCCCGAGCUACCAGCGUCGCGUCCUGGACCAGGAGGAGGCUGUCCGCAUGCCUGGCAACCGCGAAGUUGACCGUGCUGCCGUUCAGUUCGGCGCCUUCAGCUUGAACGACGAGGACGACAUCGAUGGCGACCGCGAAGAGCCUGAGACCAGAACUCAGCCCCCCGCCGACUCCCCCGUUGCACACCCCCGGACCUCUCUCCCUCCCGCUCCUCAACAAGCUCCCGUCCCCGAGGCAAUUGGUACUCAGAAGCCCGCUCCCGGCCUGCCCCCCGCGGCUGCCGCCACCCCCACCGGUACUGAUAUUUUGAACGCCUACGCCCCCCUCUCUGUUGCUAACGCUUCCGCAGGCCCCGCCAGCGCCGUGCCUCAACAUCCCGCUUCCAACCAGACUCCUCAGCCUGCUGCUCAGCCGCAGCCCUACUCGCGCUUCGGUCAGCCCGGCUCCCAGGAGCCCUCUGGCUUCCCCCAACAGAAACCGAUCGACCCCUUCACCCAGCAGAACCCGUCUGCCACGCAGAACCAGUUCGACAGCUUCCCCUCCCAAUCGCAGCAGCAAAACCAGCAGCCCGGCGGAGCCUUCAGCUCUGCGCCUAGCGAGUACUCCUCUUACUACACCGCCGACCAACAAAACCGACCCCCUUACAAUUACUACAACCAGCCUUACGGCCAGCAGGGCGCUCAGGCUCACCAGGACAACCUCUCCUCCCAGCAGCAGAGAACCUUCGGUGGCUACAACGCAUCGCAGCAGGCUGACAACCUCAGCCAAUACCCCCAGAGCGGCAUCCAGAACCAGUCUCGCUACGGAGGCGUCACGAACGAUGCCCAGAACAGCGGCCACAGCACCCCGAACCCUACCGCUCAGAGCCAGCAGCAGGCCAGCCAGGGCACUCAGCCUCAGUCUCACGCCCAGCAGAGCUACCCUUACAACAGCCACCCCUACUACAACAACGCUUACUACUCCAACUACGCGGGCUUCGGCCACUACGGUCAGGGAGGAUACGGCGGCGGCCCCUACGGCAAGGGUGUCUACGGCAACCCGUACGGCAUGUCGCCCCAGGGUCCUUAUGACCACGCUUCUUCUCCUGCUGCUGGAUUCGGCCAGUCAUCUCUCCACCGUGCCGACAGCGGUAUUGGCUCCGGUCUGGGUGGCGAUUUCGGUGCUCGCGCCGGUUCUGCGCAGUCCAGCAACCAGCCUGGUCUUGCCGGCGCUAGCGGCUUCGGCGGCAUGCAGGACACCUUCGGCCGCGGCUCUUCCUCGUUCCAGUCUCCGGCUGGACAAGGUUUCAACAGCACGGCCCAGCCUAACAACGGUGCCUCUGCUGCUGACGAUCUGAAGCCCUUCGGCGACGGCAAGCCUGGCUCCGGUCCUUCGCCUUCCCUCGGCGGUGCCCGCCCUGGUUCCGCCACGAACAACACCCCCGGCCAGUCCGGACUGCCCCCUCCUCAGUCCAGCUCCCAGAUGGGUGGCUACGGAGGCUACCCCAGCCAUCUCCAGGGACACGGUCUCCACGGAAGCAGCGGCUACGGCAUGGGCGGUGCCACCAGCGGCCAGCACGGCGGUGCUCCGUUUGGAUCGUACGGCCAAGGUGGAUACGGCAGCGGCUACUACGGUAGCGGCAACCAGCAGCAGCAGCGCGGCGGCUGGGGCGGAAACUACCACUAG